Messenger RNA from Petromyzon marinus (sea lamprey), 1935 nucleotides. The record is from RefSeq and is a predicted model, not a curated record. NCBI's taxonomy places the organism in Eukaryota, Metazoa, Chordata, Hyperoartia, Petromyzontiformes, Petromyzontidae.
UUUAUUUGAACCUAUCCACGUGACUUUACUGAAAGACCCAAGAAUCUGACGGGAUGUGUCCAGCUUCUCCACUUCCUCCACGUGUUUAACCGUUUCACCUGACCCGCCCGUACUCCACCCCACGAUUAAAGCUUAGUUGGUAUCGCCCGCACACCGCGAGCCAAUCAGCGACGAGGGAUGACGUAAUGCGCAUUCCUUUUCGUGACAUCAGCCGGGCACGGUUCCCGUGAGGAUGACUUUGGGGGGUGCUGCUUUUUGGGUUUCUUGCGUUUCGGUUGACUCAAGUGCCAGGCCGUGGUGCUGGACCGAAGCAAAGCACAAGACAGUCGCUCAACGAGUCCCGCAUUCUUCAACAGCAAAACAAACACAAAAUCGGGAGUGCAUGAAAUAUCAGCUUGCAUUCAUGUCGUGACACAAAUACCAUCACAAGCGAAUUCGCAUGACAUUCGCCGAUUCAUCUAUAUUCGUACUGCUUCUGUUACGUCUGUCCCUAUUUACGUUCGCCUCUGGACCCAUAAUAUUUCACCUCCCAAUCCACUUAUCUGGCUCCUCCCCGUUUUGUCCCUAACAAAUAUGUCUGCCUACUUGCCCAUAUCAACUUCCCUAACCAAAAUGUCCUCCCCCUAUCCAUGUCCGCCCCUACCCAACAUGUCCGCACCCUACCAAUGUCAACAACCCUACCCAACAUCUCGGCCCCUACCCAACAUGUCCGCCUCUACCCAAGUCCACAACCCUACCCAACAUUUCGGCCGAUCGAAACAAAAGUCCACCUCAAACCCACACGUCCAAAAAACUUCUAUAAGAAGGCCCUGGAUGGGGAGGAACUCGCCGACUUGAGACGAGACUCGGACAAGAUGCUCGCCCUCAUCGCCUCCGUGAUCCUCCUGGUGCAGGCGACCGCCCAGGGCUGCGGGGUGCCCAGCUACCCCCCCAUCGAGAGCCGCGUGGUCAAUGGAGUGGAGGCGAGACCCAACAGUUGGCCCUGGCAGAUCUCCCUGCAGUACCUGUCUAGCGGGUCCUGGUACCACACGUGCGGUGGGACCCUGAUCGACCCCCAGUGGGUGCUCACGGCGGCCCACUGCAUCUCCUCGCGCACGUACCGCGUGGCGCUGGGCGAGCACCUGCUGAGCGUGGCCGAGGGGGGCGAGGUGCAGGUGGACGUGGCGGCCAUCCUCGUCCACAGCGGCUGGAACGGGAACAACGUGCAGGGCGGGAAUGACAUCGCGCUGAUCCGUCUGGCACAGCCCGUGGCCCUGGCUGCCACGAUCAAGGCGGCCUGCCUGCCCCCCGCUGGGCUGGUGCUGCCCCACGACUUCCCCUGCUACAUCACGGGCUGGGGCCGUCUCGUCACCGGGGGGGACCUCCCGGACGCGCUGCAGCAGGCGAACCUGCCCGUGGUGGACUACGAGACCUGCAGCAAGCCCUCGUGGUGGUGGUUCAACGUCCGCGAAACGAUGGUCUGCGCCGGCGGGGAUGGCUACGACUCCGGCUGCAACGGCGACUCCGGGGGCCCCCUGAACUGCGUGAGUGAAGACGGCUCGUGGGCCGUCCACGGCAUCGUGAGCUUUGGCUCGGGCCUGGGCUGCAACUCCAUCUACAAGCCCACCGUGUUCACCCGCGUCUCCGCUUUCGUCGACUGGAUCGCCGACGUGAUGGACACGUACACGGUGCGUGCCGACGACUCGCAGGUGAUCAUGUUCCACUGAGGCACCGCGAGGGUCAAGAGGUCAUCGCGGUCAAUGUUCACGACGACGAUUCCGAAGCACCUCGUUCAUCAUUCCCUCCGUCCCUCCUGCUGGCUGCAGUCGUUCCGACACCAAGAGGUGUCCGGGGGAGCCGGCUGCCGUCAAGGAGCUGAGAAAUUCUAGCCGGAGGUGCUCGUGAGCGAACGUCGUGACAACGUCGCGUCGGUAGCGGAUCGAUUAAAAGUUGAGC